Molecule: messenger RNA, 4380 nt
Organism: Trifolium pratense (red clover)
Lineage: Eukaryota; Viridiplantae; Streptophyta; Magnoliopsida; Fabales; Fabaceae
Exons: 6
Coding region: 163-4065 (1300 amino acids)
Source: RefSeq, a predicted model, not a curated record
AAAAACAAAAUAUUAUCAAAUCAAAUAAAAUUAUUAUAUAAGAUGGUGUGGUCAUUACCAUAAACCCUUGAGUUGAGUUGAGUUGAGAGGCUGAUAUGAACACGAAUAAUGCAUUCUUCACCAAUCCGAUUCUAAAUUAGGGUUUUAGCUCCCAACCACUCAAUGAUGACAAUGGCGACGCCCAAUUCUCACAACCCCAACGUCAUCUUCAUCGACACUAAUCUCGAUACUCACUUCGCCCUCACCGUCUCCGAUCACGAUUCCGUUUUCGACCUCAAAAAGAUAAUCGAGUCGGAACAUCCUUCAUGCUUUCCCAAAAUUGGACCAAUACAGAUUCAUGGGAUUAAGGUUAAACGUAACGGUUACUUUUAUCACUUAUCGGAUUCCAUGAUUGUGAAAAGUGCUUUUAGUAGUUUCAAUAAGACUUGGUAUCUUAGUGUUGAUGUUUCUGCAUUGGAAGAUUGUAGACAGAAUGAGAAACUGCUUUCUCAUGUUUCUCUUCAUCAGAUGGAUUCUAUUGGCUUUGCCAAUAAUGGUUUGGUUGAUUCCGGUGAUAAUAAUAAUAAUGCAAUCAUUUUACCGUGUAGUAACCAGUUGCAACUGUUGGAGAACAAGAAAGAUGAGAGGGAAGGAGUUUCUGUUAAAGAAGCACAGGCUGGUGUCAAAUCAUCGGGCAAUAAUGAAGUAACAACUCCAUUGCCUGGUUCAAUCCCCAAGACAGAUGACCGUAGUCAUUUGAAUAAUGAAGUUCAAAGUUUACGUAUGGAAUGCGAAGUAGAUGGGCUUGGUAAAGGAUAUAAGAAUGAUUGUAAUGUGGGUGUGGAAGAAUCUUCAAUAUCUGUGCGGAGUGAGAAGAGAAAACGGAAGAGUAAAAGGAAAAGAGAAGACGCUGUGGAUGUGGGAGGUGAUAACUCAAAAGAAGAAAUACCUUCUGACCAGCAGCAUGUUUCAGAGCACGUUGAAAAAGAAGCUGUGAGAAAUUUGGAGACGGUUCCAAGUUUAAACAUUGAAUGUAUAGUAGAUGGAUCCGGUGAAGAAAAUAAGGAAGUGCAGUCAACAUCUGUGCCAAGUGCGAAGAGAAGAAAGAAGAGUAAGAAGGAAAAAGAAGGCAUUGUCGGGGGUGAUAAUUCAAAAGAAGAAAUCCCUUCUGAUCGCCCACGUGUUUUAGAGCGCACUGAAAAAGAAGCUACAAAAUUUUUGGAGGUGGUUCCGAAUUUAUCUAUUGAAUGUGAAGUAGAUGGAUCCGGUGAAAGAAAUAAGGAUGAAGAUAAUGUGGGUGAAGAACUACCUUUAGUAUCUGUGCCAAGUACAAAGACAAAAAAGAAGAGUAAAAAUAAGAGCAAAAAGAAAAAAGACACUGUGGGAGGUGAUAACUCAAAAGAUAACAUUGCUGCUGUGAAUAAUCCCGCCGAUUGUCCAUCCAAAAUGGCAUCCAGUUUCAACAAUUUUCAGGUGCCUCAAUCAGAGAACAAACAGGAUGAAAAAGAAGAAAUCCCUUCUGACGGCCCAUGUGCUUCACAUAACACUAAAAAAGAGGCUGUAAAAAAUUUGGAGAUGGUUCCAAAUUCACAUAUUGAAUGUGAGGUAGAUGGAUCCAAUAAAGGCAGUAAGAAUGACUCUAUUGUAUGUGAGGAAGGAACUUUUAAAUCCGCACAAAGUUCAAAGAAUAAGCAGAAGAGUAAGAGUAAAAGGAAAAAAGAAGACACUGUCGGGGGUGAUGUCUCAAAAGAUAACAUUGUUUCCAUUGAUAAUCCUCUUGGCCAUCCAUCCGAAAAGGCAUCCAGUAUUAACAAUUUUCAGGUGCCUCAAUCAGAGAACAAACAGCAUGAAAAAGAAAUCCCUUUUGAUCUCCCACGUGUUCCAGAGCACACUGAAAAAUCUGUCAAAAAUUUGGAGAUGGUUCCAAAUUCACAUAUUGAAUGUGAGGUAGAUGGAUCCAAUAAAGGCAGUAAGAAUGACUCUAUUGUAUGCGAGGAAGGAACUUCUAAAUCCGCACCAAGUUCAAAGAAUAAGCAGAAGAGUAAGAGUAAAAGGAAAAAAGAAGACACUGUCGGGGGUGAUGUCUCAAAAGAUAACAUUGCUUCCAUUGAUAAUCCUCUUGGCUAUCCAUCCGAAAAGGCAUCCAGUAUUAACAAUUUUCAAGUGCCCCAAUCAGAGAACAAACAGGGUGAAAAAGAAAUCCAUGUUGAUCUCCCACGUGUUCCAGAGCACACUGAAAAAUCUGACAAAAAUUUGGAGAUGGUUCCAAAUUCACAUAUUGAAUAUGAGGUAGAUGGAUUCAAGCCCGCACCAAGUGCAAAGAAAAAGCGUAAGAGUGGAAGGAAAAAAGAAGACACGACACGAGAUGACACUUUGAAAGAGAAGGAUGUGUCUGUUGUUGUACCAGUUCAGCAUGAUAUUGUAGUCCUAGCCAACUCUUCAAAGAAUGCAGAUAAAGAAAUAAUUAAGGAAACUGAGGUUCUAAAGGAGCAUCAGAACACUGAAAGUAACAAUAACAACACCAAGAAUGAUGGUAAUGUUGUGUCAAUGAAGGAGGCUUCAGAACUCAAAUCUCCUGUAAAGAAGAAGCAUAAGAAAAGCAAGAGAUCUCUAAGUCAUAAUUCUAACGAAACUUCAAAGGUAGAAACAGCAUCUCAAAAGGAUCAAGCACAGACGGCUGAUGGAGCUCACAGGGAAAGGAAAGAAUCAGAAGAUAUCGUUUUGAGCAAAACAAAUCUUGACAAAAUGGAGAUUGAAACAGAUGCAUGCAAAGAAAGCAUACAGUUUACAACAAAAGAAACAGGAAAUUAUAAGAACCAAAGUGAUAUUGAAAUGGAAGUACAGCCUUCUGAUGCGAAUGAGCCCAAGGAUUUGAUGGAGGAUAACGCGAAUGUUGUUGGUCGUUUUCAUGAAAGUGAAGUUGGUCAAAUCAAGGGAGCUGCGGAAGGAGAAGUACCACCACAAAAUGAUGACGUGAGUGGAAUGAAGGAACCUGUAAAACCGAUGAAAGAAAAAAAGGAGAUAAAAAAAGUUAAGAAUAAAGGUGGAGGACAGACACCUAAAAAAGAUAAUGGCCUUGAAGAUGCUUUGGAGAGUGAAACUGUUGUUGCCAAGUCUCUUAAAGCCACCGUUUGUGAUGCUAUGCCAGAAAAUACCGAGACACAGGAAAAUCCUCUAAAUCAAACAGAAGGGAAAGUAAUGCAGCAGGAGGAAAUACAAGGUUCUGUUCUUUCUGUGACUAAUAAGGGAGGUGAUUUUAGCACGGACAAUGCUGAUUCCUUGGAACAAACUAAAACAAAAUCGAAUGCCGAAAAUGUGGACGAACAUGUCAGUAAGAGACUGAAAAAGAAACCAAAUAACAAACAAUCUUCUACCCCAAAGGGCACAUCAGAUAUGCUAACAAAUGGUCAUGUUUUUGAUAGUAAGAAAGAGUGUGAUGCACACAAGAUUGAUAAGGCACCAAAUGCACACAAGACUGGACAAGUUCCAAUAUUGUCUAGUCUGUCUGAUAGUGCCAUGUCCUCAAUUGGUGAAAAUAGAAAACCUCGUGGCAAUGCUUCUGUGAAAAAUAUGGAUUUGGAAAAACAAAGGGAACACAUUCCUAUUUUGAACAAAAAGCUUGAAGGUUCCAACAAAAUGGUUGAAAAUAAAGCAAGUAAAGCUUCUGGGAAUUAUGUCACGAGAGUUGUGAGUAACUCGCACCCGAAGAAAAGCAUGUUAGACGGACCAAUUUUCAAGGCUGAUGAUAGCAGUGCAUCUGAAGAUGAAGAUGAAAAUAAGGUUGAUGAUUCUGAUGCUAGCACUAGAACUCCAUCUGAUAAUUCCCUCGUAUCUGAUUUUGACUUUGACGGGUAUGAUAGUCCAGGUCUGGAUUCACAACAAAAUGGUACUUACGAUGGGAAAAGGCUGGAAAAUGAUGAAAGAAGUCCCUUAAAAGCAAGUUUGUUAGGCCCAACAAAAAUGUCAAUUAAUCGUGUUGUUCUAAGCUCAGCAAGGUAUAAGAGGUCCAAACUUAUAGCCUCUCAAUUGGAUGAAACGCAGUCUCCAGAAUCGCAGGAAGUUGUUCCAGACAGCCUUGCUAUGUAAUCACAAGUUUCAGCAGUGAUAUUUUUGUUCUCCUCUGUAGCUGGUAUGAGGUGUAUCAUUUACAUUGCACUUACGGGAGGGUUUACGCCAUCUUUUUACCUUCUUUCCAAAUAGUGCUGAUUUUCUUUUAAGCUUGUUUAUGGAUCAUGCCAGUGAUUUUUGUCUCGAGUUAAGUUUAUUAUUAUACUAUAUCAUUCUGGUAUAUUAUUAAACGAAGAACAUCAAUCGAAUUUUGUUGUAGAAAGUUUGAAGUGAAUGCCAAACCAUUAUGUUGCGCAUCAAUAUAAUGUGAAUAAUAUUAUGUUAUUUGUGGAA